AUGAAGAUUACGACAAUUCCUUAUCAGUCUGAUACCGACUUUACAUACCAGGGAGAAGAUGAGCAUCAGGACCGUCCGCAAUUGCCCGCUUUCUUGGAGCUGAGUGACGGGCUCAUCAAACCGGAGGAUAUUCCGCUGAAUAGAAGAAACUUCAUUUAUACUCCGUGUUCUGCAAACGUUCUUUUCCCGGAGCUCAAAUACAGCACUACCGAGUACCCUUUCGAGCAGCCUGGGCUCAAUUAUAUGGACAGAGCGGAUGAUUUAUGCCUGGCCCCAGGAUCCAAUGAUACAGUCGCUGUUCAGAAAUCGCUAGGAUGGAGAACUGGGCGAUGUGACGCGUGUAUUAAAGAAGGAACAGUAUACUGGGAGGUCGAGAUAGUGAACGGCGGUGUCCCCGAUAGCCAAGGAGCAGAGUCGCUGAAGCUAGUAAAAGACAAGCUCAACAGCACUCCGCACGUGCGCGUUGGGGUUUCUAGACGGGAGGCAUCCUUGGAGGCCCCUGUUGGCUUCGAUGCAUACGGUUACGGGAUCCGGGACUUUUGUCUGGAGUCUGUCCACGAUGGCAAACUACAGCAGAUGCUCCCAGUGAGCCAGAUCAAGGCUGGAGACCGGCUCGGUUUUCUGCUCCAUCUUCCGCCCAUACAAGAACAGGUGAUUCAGGCACAGAGCUACACAAAAUUCAAGAUAGACGCUUUGUCUUCGUAUGAAGCGGGUGCGGGCAGCAACGCCUCUGCCAACGCCGAUGGGCCCCUUAGGAAAAAAGCCAAAAAGCUUAACCGGGAAUUUCAAAAAGAGCUGCUCCGUGAGCAAGAGCACUCCAAUGUGGUGCGCGACCAGAUUGCCAUACGUUACAAAAACCAACUUUUCUUCGAAGCUACUGACUACGUCAAGACCACGAAACCUGAGUACUAUACAUCCGAUAGACGAGAGAGGCACGACUACUAUACUCUCCAAGACUCUUACCUCAAAGUCUUCUUAAAUGGCAAAGAACUUGGUACCGCGUUUGAGAAGCUUAAUCCAUUUUUACCGCCUUUUAGUGAGAUAAAAUAUAACGAGAAGCUUAAUUUUAACUACUGGAAAAACGAAGCGGGUUUUGGAGAUGCAGAUAACCUUAAAUCAGGGCAUGAUGCUAUACGAAAGAAGUCUAUUCUAAGGAACAAGUUCGUGAACAACGGAAGGUUGGGAUAUUACGCUACCAUAAGCUGCUUCAAUGGAGGAAGCGGUAGAUUGGUAACAAGCAUUAACGAUAUGCAUCACUGGAAUCCUCUAAAGGCUUCAACUCCUGAUGCAAGGACACUGCAGGACGUCUUCGAGGAGCAAGUGGCCGAAGAUGUUGUAUGGGACAUUAUAGAUGAGGUCGAGGCGGAGAUGCUCUGCCGAUGA
Lachancea thermotolerans CBS 6340 is the source of this 1383-nucleotide messenger RNA. RefSeq names its product Bre2p (gene BRE2). The transcript has a single exon. Lineage: Eukaryota; Fungi; Ascomycota; Saccharomycetes; Saccharomycetales; Saccharomycetaceae. Gene Ontology annotation, cellular component: Set1C/COMPASS complex. Bases 1 to 1383 code for a protein of 460 amino acids. Gene Ontology annotation, molecular function: protein binding; transcription cis-regulatory region binding. The record is from RefSeq and is a predicted model, not a curated record.